Saccostrea echinata is the source of this 5767-nucleotide messenger RNA. Its product is annotated as transient receptor potential cation channel subfamily M member-like 2. Lineage: Eukaryota; Metazoa; Mollusca; Bivalvia; Ostreida; Ostreidae. Gene Ontology annotation, biological process: calcium ion transmembrane transport. The coding region runs from base 116 to 5185 and encodes 1689 amino acids. The record is from RefSeq and is a predicted model, not a curated record. The transcript is spliced from 38 exons. Gene Ontology annotation, cellular component: membrane. Gene Ontology annotation, molecular function: ligand-gated calcium channel activity.
UUCAAUAAAUUGGAUAUGUAUACAUGAAAUGAUUGACGGGAGUAUAAAUUUAGAAUGCUGAAUUACACAAUACGCUGUUGAUCAACAUGUAAGACAGGAAGGAUGGCCUAACUGAAUGGAGAAGAAAGUAACGAGGGUCAGUCCAGCUGACCCCUCCGACACCAUAUCAUACGAGAUGGGGACCCCUAAACGCAACAAGAGUUUGGUCAGUCUCCAUUUCAAUGAAGAGGCAGUUGAUGCCCAAAAUGUUGGGGCUGCCCCUGAGGUGAAUAUGACCUUUGAACAAAGAUGGAUUCGUGACAACAUCAAAAUGAGGGUCUGUAAAAAGUUUGUAGAGAAACCAGUGGAGGUCAACAGUGUUUCAUUGCCUCCCGUCAGAGUUCCAGGCAAGGGUCUCCUAGGUGCUGGGGCAGAGAUUGAAGCUAUAUGUAAAUGUGGCUACCUUAGAUCUGCCCACAUGUCCUUACUGUCCUCUCCGGGGUCCUCAGGACUCGAAGAAUGGAGGGUAGAGACUAACACCAAGGCAGUCAGAACCAAUGCCUUUGGCACGGUUGAGUUUCUUGGGUUUGGAGAAAAUGAGAGAAAUUAUGUACGUGUGGACGUUAACACCAAGAUGGAAGACAUGAUGGAGCUAAUGAUGGACGUGUGGGGUCUGGAAAAACCCAACCUUCUAAUCUCAGUCACAGGUGGUGCCAAAAACUUUACUAUGAAACAGAAAAUCAAAGAGGAGUUCCGCCGCGGUCUCAUGAAGGUGGCACGCAGUACAGGUGCCUGGAUCAUUACGGGAGGGACAAAUGCAGGGGUGAUGAAGCAUGUUGGGGAAGCUGUCAGAGAUUAUGGGCUAGUGUCUGCCUCUACUAACCCCAUCAUAGUCAUAGGAGUGGCAACUUGGGGAUGCAUACAAAACAAGGAGGACCUCAUUGAUCCUGAGUGCCGAGGAAAGUGGCCCGCUUCAUACAGACUAGGCAAAAAACAGAGACCAAAGGAAAGUUUCCUGGACCCGAAUCACACUCACUUUGUGUUGGUUGACAAUGGAACUCAGCAUCAGUUCGGAGUGGAGAUUCCAUUCAGAGCCCGAAUGGAGAACUCCAUAGCAAACAUGAAAACCAACACUGGCAAAAAUGCCUCUGUAUAUGUCCCUGUGGUACUGCUAGUUUUAGAGGGUGGUCCAGGUACAUUGGAAACAGCCCACCAAGCUGUAGCCAAUAACACACCUAUUGUCAUAGUUCAGGGUUCUGGAAGAGCAGCGGACAUUUUAGCUUUUGCGUACCAGAAUUCCUCAGGAGAGGAAAUAGAAGCUACAGAUCAAGAGGGCAAAACAAAAAAGAUAACACAGACAAUAUUUGAUGCCUCAGUAGAAGCAGAAAUAAGAAAUCAGGUGGAAGAGAAUUUUGGGAAGAAGAAUCUUGUCAGUUACUGCGAGAUGGUGAAGGAGACCCUGAAAAAUCGAGACCUGAUCACGGUGUUUGAAUUUAGUAUUGGAGGUCGAGGGUCAUCCAAAGAUAUUGACAAGGCCAUUCUCCAGGCACUACUCAGGGCAAAUAAGGAUCAGAUCUUUGACCAGUUAAAGUUAGCUUUAGCCUGGAACAGAAUAGAUAUUGCCAAAAGUGAAAUCUUUACGGAUGACCGUUUCAUUCAGACUAACAUGCUGUUUGAGAUCAUGCAAUCUGCCUUAAUUCUGAACCGGGUAGGCUUUGUAGAACUGUUGAUGGACAAUGGGGUCAACCUAAAAGACUUCCUAACCAAGAAAAGGCUUCUUAAGCUCUAUAAUCAGAGAGACCUGUCUUUUUCUUCACACCACACUGUACAAGAGAUAAACAAGAAUACUCAACUGUAUCAGAUGCUGGAUAAAAUUCGCCGAAAAAAUGGAAAUGCGAAGUACAUCUCCCUGGUGGAUGUGGGUUGCUUGAUUCAGGACCUCAUUGGGGACUUUUACACCCCAUGGUACCUACUGGACCCCAAAGUAAGGGACCUUGAUGUAGAAUACCUCCUUGAUGGGGUGUCAGCAAAGAGUAUGGGUAUGCCAGGGAUCAAGAAGGGGAUUUUAUCCAUGGCAACAGGGAAAAAACAAGAAUCCAUGGAUAAUGACCUUUUGACCUCAGAUGAGUACCAGGUACCAGAUUUUGAUAAUCCAUUCCAGGAACUGUUCCUCUGGGCAGUGUUACUCAACAGACAGGAAAUGGCCAAAAUUUUAUGGAAAGGAGGAAAAGAUGCCACAGCUGCAGCACUUGUGGCGAGUGGAAUGUUAAGUUCACUAGCCAGAGAGACAGAUGACACAGAGUUAGCCAAAAAACUCAAAGCCAAUUCACAGGAAUUCUCAAAUCUUGCCAUAGCAGUGUUAAAUGAAUGUUAUGAUGUGGAAGAGAAAAAGGCUCAGAAUCUAUUGAUUCGUGAGCUUGAACAUUGGGGGGCAGCCACAUGUGUAUUAUUAGCUGUGGAAUCAAACAACAAAAAGUUCAUUUCUCAAACAGCCUGCCAGACACUGCUAAACAAUGUGUGGAUGGGGCACCUGUCCCUAGACAACCAAAUGCUACAGUUGUUGUUGUGUGUGUUUGUACCCCCACUCAUAUUUCCUGUCAUCAAAUUCAAAGAGGAGAUAGACACUGACGCAAUGUCAGAGAAAAACUUCGAGCAGAGAGUAACACUUAAAGCUAAGAAGAGAAAACUUGAAAGGCAGAAGACAUUGAACUCGAUUCCUGUGAGAGAGGAAAAAGAAGAAAGUCAUGUGGAUUAUGAAUCAAAACCAUUUGCUCUCAGCUUUUGGAAGAAGCUUUACUAUUUUUACACAGCACCUGUUGUUAUCUUUGCUCACAAUGUGCUAUCCUAUGUGAUUUUCUUGGGGUUGUACAGCUACAUUCUUCUGGUGAAGUUUUCAGUAGAAGUCAGCAUAGAAGAGAUUAUCCUUAUUAUCUGGGUGUUCAGUAUAUUCGCUGAGGAGGUUAGACAGUUGUUGUCGCAGUAUUCAAUUUAUGAGAGAAUAACUAUAUACCGCACGUCCACCAAUCAAAAUACCCCACAUGUUAUCAACCCCAGUGCUUCCAAUCACACUCAAAGUUUACGAGGCAAAAAUCACUCAUUUCACCCUACCACAAAGAUGGUGUCCUCCUCAACCAAGACCUUCAAUACCAAACUCCACAGCUACAUAACAGAUCCCUGGAAUAUAGUGGAUGUAGUGACCAUCAUUAUGUUUAUUGUGGGGAUAAUCCUGCGCUUCCUCCCUUACUCCUCCACUCUGGAGGCAGCCCGCUGUGUCAUGGCCCUCAACCUGGUCAUCUUCUUCUUUAGGAUCCUACAUAUAUUUUCUGUUCAUAAACAGCUGGGACCCAAACUAGUCAUGAUUGGCAGAAUGUUGAUGGACCUACUGUAUUUUAUCAUCAUCCUGAUGGUGUUUGUCGUCUCCUAUUCAAUAGCAGCUCACUCUGUCAUGUUUCCAAACACAGAACUCACCUUUGUCCUUGUGUACAAUGUCAUGAGGAUGGGAUAUUGGAACCUAUAUGGAGAGCUCUUUUUGGAGGAAAUAGAAAGGGAGGAGCCUGAGUGUACGUUUGACUCGCUAUUAUACAGUAAUGACACAUUGCCUCGAUGUCCUACUCCUGUGAGUCGUUAUGCAGUGCCGAUUCUGAUGGGGUUUUAUGUUUUAUUCUGUAACAUUCUACUCCUUAACCUUCUGAUUGCUAUGUUCAGCAACACGUAUCAGAUUAUACAGGAGAAUACUGACCAGUACUGGUGUUUCCAGCGUUACCGCCUGAUUUACGAGUAUUACACCCGCCCUACCCUAGCCCCACCCCUUAUUCUGAUCAGCCAUUUGGGUUUGUUCAUUCGCUGGAUUUUUGGGAAAUGUUCACUGUGUUUGUCCAGUCAGCCCAGUGACCUGAUAACUCGAUUUCCUGCAGACAAGGCAAGGGAACUAGUCCAAUGGGAAAAUAUGAUUGCAGAUGCUUACAUGAAUCGCUUAGAACAUGAAGAGAAGAAAAACAUUCAAAACAGAAUUAUAAAUACCCAAGAAUCGAUACAUGAGCUAUUCUUUAAGCUGGAUGAGUUACAGGAUAUCCAGACCACAUCCGGAGCCCCAGGGGUACCCCCCGUUAUCAAGGCCCCUAUUAAUCCUGUGGUUAGAAUGCCCCCACAAAUGGACAAGAGACUGCUAGCUCUUGAGGAGCAGAUGCAACAAAGUACUGUUGCACUCAACUGGAUUAUGAGAAACUUGCAAGAACAACAGAAGAGCUCUGCAAAGGUCCCACCCCUGAUGGAAGAUAAAAAAGAAAAUGCAAAGCAGAAGAAAGAGAAAGACAAAGCCUUUGUGAAAUCUACAGUAGAAGAACGAAAACGUCUGAAUUACAAAUCAAGGAUUCCUAGGUACCCCCAGAGUAUGGUCAACAGGUUUCCUGUCCCCGAUGACAAGGUUGCCUGGGAGAUUCCAUUUCUGGAAUAUGAUCCAGUGGUGUAUGAAGCACCUGAAGUCAAGAGUCAUCCAUACUGGGCUGACAUUAUAGACCUUAUUUACAUGAAACCUUCAGACAGAAUUGGAAAGAUCAAGUUCAAUGAAUAUGACAACAACAACAGGUGUGAUAGGAAAAGUUACUGGGGUACUUAUGAGGUACGUGAUGGACUUCCACUGAACCCUGCCGGUCGGACAGGGAUCAUAGGACGAGGUCUUUUGGGACGAUAUGGACCUAAUCAUUGUGGAGAUCCCAUAGUGACCAGGUGGAAGAGAAAUGAUAAAGGGGAAGUUGUGAUGAAGGAAGGGAAAAAAGUUCUGGAGUUUGUGGCAAUUUUUAGAAAAGACAAUGAACUUUGGUCUAUUCCUGGGGGUAUGUGUGAACCAGGACAGAAGGUGUCUCAGUGCCUGAAGGCAGAGUUUACAGAGGAAGCACUGGGAACAUUGGUCAAUGACCAGACCAUGAAAGAUAAAAUCAACAAAGACCUUCAGUACAUGCUGGAUCAUGGAGAAGAGAUAUACAAAGGAAUUUGUGAUGAUCCCAGGAAUACUGAUAACGCUUGGUUGGAAACUCUUGUGUUUAGCUAUCAUGACAACACAGGCAAAAUUCUUCAUCCAUUCCUUUUACGAGCUGGAGAGACAGUGGAAGCUGCUACAUGGUUAGAGGUGUCGUCUAGUCUAAUCCUUCACUCCUCUCAUCUAUUUUAUGUAAAGCUUGUGGCUGACAAGUUAAAUGCUUACUACUGAGAGAAUGCAAAAGGAUAUGGUAUUUAUCCAGUGGGAAAAAUCAAAUACUACUUAUUGUCUAGUGAAAUUUGAGAACUUGCCUUAAUGCUCAUGAAAGAAAGCAUAAACAUUUCAAAAGAGUCUUAUCACUCAUUGUCACUUUUAGCACCUAAACAAGUCAUGCCUCAAUUAUCACAAUUAUUAACUAAACUAUUGACUAUUUUACUGAUGGGGUAAAUGUAUGUAAUAAAAGCUUAAUGCUCUUAGCUCAUUGUUGGCUCAAAAGGAAAGUUUAGUUGCUGCAGUCCAUAUUGCAUUCAGAAAAUUAUAUCAAUAUUUGUGAUUAUGAACCUAUCUAAAGUGCCUGGAUAUAUCAUAAAUGCCAUAAUUAUCAUUGUAAUAUUUACAUAAAUCAUAGACUUUUGACUAAACUAGUCCAUAGAUGUAGGAAACUCAAGGCAUUUACAGUAAAAUGUGUGUAUAAGGAAUUCAGAGGGUUGUAUUUUAUUGAAAAUGAGUCUUUCUUGAGAUUAUUAGUCAAAGAAAACCAUUUCAAAAUGACUGCAUAAAUUGACUUAAUAUUUUUUUGCAUGAAUAUUGACA